This is a messenger RNA of Colletotrichum fioriniae, 3663 nucleotides long. The record is from RefSeq and is a predicted model, not a curated record. NCBI's taxonomy places the organism in Eukaryota, Fungi, Ascomycota, Sordariomycetes, Glomerellales, Glomerellaceae.
AUGUCGGACGCGACCCUCUUUCUUCCAGACCACCGCCCUGCCCCGAAAGACGAUGCAGAACGUAGAAACGAUGCAACACCCGAUUUCGAGGCCAAUACUGGGAAAGAUAACCAGGCCAAAGCUAAGAGCGGUUUGGAAUCUAGGAGCAAAGAGAAAUCUCAGAGCGAUACGGAACCUCAGAGCGAUGCGAAACCUCAGAGCGACACGAAGCUCAAGGGCGGACGGACGGCAAAGUCAAUGAAGUUACCACCCAAGAAAACUGCCUCUAAAGCUCAAUCGAAUGCCAGGGUGCAGUCAAGCAAGAAACCGCCAGCCAAGCAAGGAAACCCCGCCGAUAUAGAGAAGCCGGUCGACCCCCAAACAGCGCCCGAGCCUCAGGUCAUAAAACAGGUUUUUGAGUCUCUGAAGAAGCUUGAGCAAAGCUACGCCUCCAUCAACAGUAGGUUGUCGAAUAUUCAAGAAGGCACCACUGGAGCGGCUGCCGAAGGAGCCAAAGCAGAUUCUGGGAAGAAGGGAGAACUGGACGCAUUCGUGGCGAAACAGAGCGACAAGCUGGGUGGGAAGCUCAAGAUGAUUUCUGGUACUCUGGACGUUCUGAAGAGCGUCUUGCGCUCUCAGUCAAUACCCCUCGACCAUCUCGCAAAGAGGCCAAGUGCCACGAAACCGUCGGGCACCACAUCAGAUAGCGCUUCUAAGCGCAAAGACCAACCUCAGCAAGCUCAAUCGCGUAGCAAGGCAAAUUCGAGGCGGGAUGAGAUGCGGAUAAAAGUGCGAAAGGUCCUGCUUGGCGAGCAACGAAAGCCGAUACCGAAAGAUCCAGUGAAAGCCUCGUGGACAUCACUUGAGAAUCGCCUCACUGGCGGUGACAAGGCUCCAUUAGUUGUGGCGGCAGCCGCAGCUGGUGCAUCAGCUCUUGGCGCAGCUCGUUCUGCCGCCAACACGGCUGCCAACGAAGCGGCUGCCGACGAGACAUCGAACAACGACAGCGAACCACCUCCAACCAAGCCCAAGAGGGCCAAGAAAUCUGAAAAACCUCUUGUCAAUGUAAAGAGAGUGCAUGCAGAAAAUCUUCACCUAGUGCCCAUCGAAGUACCAGACGCUCCCGAGGUGCCGAAACUCGCGUACGGCCUGGACAGAGUCUUGUUCAACCCUGGAGUAUACCAUAUGCAGGACCCCCGCUCGCGAGUCUUCAACUUUGAUCCUUACCUCGGCGAUAUCAUGCCGAUCAGUGAGUUUGACUUCAAUGCGCUCCAGAAAUAUGUUACCUCUUCAAAGGAUAACACCUUGAUCUCGCUUGCGGCCAAGCUGGGUAGGAAGUACACCGGCUCAACGUCCAGCAUGACUCAGACGCUGUCCCAUUUCCACUUCUUGCUUUCUGCGUGGCGGCCUAUCAACCCUGAUAACAUGAGCCGCCAGUUCACGCCCGAGUAUUCGAGUUUCACUGCCAUCUCUCGUGCCCCAGCUGCCUCCUUUCUGCAUUUCAACGAAGGGGUGUACGCGAUAGAUGCAGACAAGGAGUACGACUCUGCCAGUAUCUUGAGCAUGCUCGGAAAGUCAAUGGAGAAGCAGUUGACACUGCCGCGAGAAGAGUUCGAAAAGUAUCGCCGUGCCAAUUCCGAUCAGAUCACCGAGGAGGAGCGCAAUGCCGCAGAAGCCUUUCAUUACACUACCAUGGGCGAUUUCCUUAUGCGCUCUCAACUGGACGCGUAUGAUCCACGGUUACCAGGAUCUGGGAUGUUUGAUCUGAAGACAAGAGCCGUGGUCUCAAUCCGGAUGGACGCUCAGCAAUUCCACAAGGGACUUGGCUAUGAGAUCCGCCGCCGUUAUGGUCAGUGGGAGUCUUUUGAGCGCGAAUACUUCGACAUGAUCAGAUCUGCAUUCCUCAAGUAUUCUUUGCAAGUGCGAAUGGGCCGUAUGGAUGGCAUCUUCGUCGCCUUCCAUAACACACAACGCAUCUUCGGUUUCCAGUACAUCCCCAUCAACGAGAUGGACCAAGCCAUUCACGGAACCUUUCACCGAAAUAUUGGCGACCAAGAAUUCAAGCUUAGCCUUCACCUUCUGAACAAGGUCCUCGAUCGCGCGACUGAACGAUUCCCUGGCCGAUCCAUCCGUCUUCAUGUGGAAACGCGACCUACCGACCCUCCUUUUAUGUAUGUUUUCGCAAAGCCUGUUACAAAGGAAGAUAUCGACAAGGUCCAAACGCGCAACCAAGCUGCCGUCAGAGAGUUCGAGGAGCAGAUUCUUGGUAUGGCCUCAGAGGAGUCAUCGGAGCCCGAGAUGCAGGACUCGGAAGUCGAACAAUCAGUUGGCCAAGAAGAAGAUGAGGAAGCUAUUAGCGUCGAUGUGUCUAGUACUGAGUCUAGUAGCCAAGUAUGGCAGACGCAAGCAUUCUGGGAAGAAAUGCAGGAGAAGGUCAACGAGGCAGUGGAAGACGAUGCCCUCGGCAUUGGCCAUGUACGGGAGGCAAUCCACGACGCACUGGAGCAAAGUGCAUUGCUGAAGGCGAGAACACCUGAAGAAGCUCGCUGGUAUGUCGACGGUCUUUUGGAGGCUCUCACUCGCAAUCAAGCCAGCGAGGCACAGGACAUUGAUGGAAAGGAUGAUCAGACAGAUGCGAUGUCUGCGAGCGAUAUCAGUACCCCAUCGGCCGAUGCCGCUCAAGCUAUUGAAUCGAGCAAAGCACAAGAAGCUGUGCCAGCCGCUAGCGAGGGAACUGAGUCGGUCCAAGAGACAGACGGAGAGUCUUCGCUAGAGAGAGAGGUGCGCAGCUCUCGGAAUCUCGGUCUGAAGGAGUUGAUUCUCCGCGUUGCUUCGAAUGUCGAUGAGAAUCUCGACGUGGAAGAAACCGACAUUCCUGAAGACGACGCUACUUCCGACGUCUCCAAACUCCGAACGUUCGAGCGUAUUCUCUCUAAGCUGGUUGCCGAGUCGAAGCAGUCGGAAAUCAAGACGACACCUCAGGCUUCUGAUAUGGAGGAAGCAACGACUGGAAUGGUUGAGGAUCUUAUCCCCAGUGCCAGCCAAACGGUAACCACCACCGAGUCUGCCAAGGAUGCUGGCGGCAAAGAAGCCCAGGAGGACCAGACCCCUGAGCUUGAUAUCGUCGACAACGAGCUUCUCGGAAUGGUCUUGACCGUGCGGAACAGGGUGAAUGGAGAAUACGCCCCUCGGCCCGACCCUAAGGCUGGCGUUUCGGCCUGGACCGUGGAGUAUUCUAUUGAAGAACUUCCUGCGGGCCGCGCCGAAGCUCUGUAUAAAGCACUUCAGGUGCGACGCAAAAAGGCGCUCUCAAACGACAAGGAUGCGAACGGGCCUGACCCAUGGUACCACAUGUUUUCGGGCAAGCUGGAACAGAUGAGCAAGAGGGGCAGGAAAUUCCGGGCGAAAAUGGAAGAGAAGGCCCGGGAAAACCCAGUUCAUAUUUUUGGCAUGGAUGAUCCCGUAACUUAUGAUGAGGCUUUCGGACACAGGGCCCAGUGGAAGACUGUAUCCUGGGAUGAAACGACAGACGAGCUGCGAGAGGACGAUUUUGACGAGGAGACCUUGAAGGAAGGUAUCUUCCAGGAGGACGAACUGGAGAAAAAUGAGCCGCAAGUGAGCGAGCCAAAAAGAGAGGAGCUGAAGAAGGAGGAGCUGCAAGAGGACAAGCCACGAGACUCAUAA